Paramacrobiotus metropolitanus is the source of this 4171-nucleotide messenger RNA. RefSeq names its product multidrug resistance-associated protein 1-like. Gene Ontology annotation, molecular function: ATP hydrolysis activity; ABC-type transporter activity; ATP binding. NCBI's taxonomy places the organism in Eukaryota, Metazoa, Tardigrada, Eutardigrada, Parachela, Macrobiotidae. The record is from RefSeq and is a predicted model, not a curated record. Gene Ontology annotation, cellular component: membrane. Gene Ontology annotation, biological process: transmembrane transport.
AGUGAGCCAGCUUGGAAAGGCUACAUCUACGCUGUGGCUUUGUUUGCAGCGACGUUCACGCAGUCCGCAUUAAUUAGCAAUUUCAUGAUGCUGGAUUCACAGCAGUCAUUUACCGAAAGGCAUUGCGAAUUACCAGUGCCGUCAAACACAGCAGCACCAUCGGAGAAAUUAUCAAUUUGAUGGCGGUGGACACCCAAAAGUUCAUCGAUCUGGCGCAUUCGUUACAUUCACUGUGGGCGUCUCCGCUACAAGUGGGCAUUUGCUUGUACUUUCUUUAUCAACAACUGGGUGUGUCCAUCUUCGCCGGACUGGGUUUCAUGAUUCUGCUGGUCCCCAUCAAUACCGUUACCGCUAUUGCUGCUCGAAAGUUUCAGGUAAUGCAAAUGAAAGAAAAGGAUAAGCGCAUGAAGCUGACGAAUGAAGCGCUGAAAGGGAUUAAAGUGCUGAAGCUGUACGCAUGGGAAGAUAGUUUUGAGAAGCAAAUUUUGGACAUCCGAGAAAACGAAAUGCGCAGCAUUCAAAAAGUAUCUUUGUUGACGUCCAUGACCUUUUUCUUAUGGACGGUGUCACCGUUCCUAGUGGCACUGGUGACCUUCGCCACGUAUAUCUUCAUGGACCAAAAGAACGUUUUGGACACCCAGAGAGCCUUCGUUAGUUUGUCGCUGUUCAAUAUUCUGCGCCAACCAUUGACAGAUUUUCGGCUGAUCAUCACAUCACUUGUCCAGGCCAGGGUGUCCAUUGACCGCAUGGCCACGUUUUUGACGAAAGAAGAACUCGAUCCGGAUAAUGUGCGUUUGUUAGCCAAAACCGAUCCAACCGUAGGUGAAGCUGUGCUGGUGAAAAACGGCGAAUUCGCCUGGGAUCAGAAAGAUGCCAGCACUUUGCAGAGCGUUAACGUGCAAGUCACACCCGGCCAACUGGUGGCGGUGGUGGGAAAAGUGGGUGCCGGCAAGUCCUCGCUCGUGUCGGCGAUGCUCGGGAUGAUGGAGAAGAAGCGAGGCGAAGUAAUUGUUAAGGGCACGAUUUCCUGCGUCAAUCAACAAGCAUGGCUACAGAACAUGACGGUGCAGCAGAAUAUCCUGUUCGGGAAACCUAUGGAUAGGGAACGAUAUGACCGCGUCGUAAAAUGUUGCGCGUUGGAACCCGAUUUGCUAAUACUGCAAAAUGGCGAUCGGACGCCGAUUGGCGAAAAGGGACUAAAUUUAAGCGGUGGGCAGAAACAGCGUAUUUCUCUGGCACGAGCUGUUUAUGCCGAUGCCGACGUGUGCUUUCUGGAUGAUCCACUCAGUGCUGUGGACGCCGAUGUUGGUGAGCAAUUGUUCGAGGAAGUCAUUGGACCAAAAGGUCUGCUGGCUGGAAAAACACGGAUUUUCGUUACCCACGGUGUCAGUUUCCUCCCGCAAGCCGAUAACAUUUUAGUUAUCGAAGACGGCCGGAUUGCCGCAACGGGAACCUACAAAACCCUGCUGAACAAUAACGGUUCCUUCUCCGCCCUGCUGCGCUCAUAUCUCCCUGAGAAGGCGGAAGGCGGUGAAGCGGAUACCGUAUCGUUACCCGAAAGUGUGGAACCGCGCUCAAAGACCAGUUCCACCGCGACACUCCGCAAAGUCCGGCGAACCUUUUCCAAGAUAUCACAGAGACGUAGCAGUACGGUACCGGAAAAGGUUCCCGAAAAACAAGUCAAACCGGAUGCAGCGUUAGUCGAGGAGGAGAUGGAAGUCGGCAAUGUGAAGUGGAGGAUUUUCGUGUCGUACAUGCGUUGCAUGACGUACCCGGUGUUCUUCUCCAUGAUCGCUGCGUUCUCCGCGUAUAACGCGCUUAACUUGUACACCAACGUCUGGUUGGGUGAUUGGUCGGAAAAUGCGGAGUCUGAGGAGCGAUAUACUGAUCCCGCGUGGAGAGAUUAUCAGCUGAGAGUCUACGGAGGAAUAGGUGGCGCUUUAGUAUUAGCGUACGUGGCCGCGUGUUCAAUGUACGCCGUCGGGCAGGUAUACGCCUCGGGCUCCCUCCAUCGCGGAAUGCUCCGGCGAGUUCUGCAUGCGCCGUUGGCAUUUUUCGACACGACACCGCUUGGACGCGUCAUCAACCGGUUCAGCAAAGACAUCGAAGCCAUCGAUAUGAUGCUGCCGUCGUCGCUGAUGAUCUUUCUCAGCUUUGCGAUAAGUGUGUUGGCGACGAUUAUUUUCCUUUGCGUGAUCAUUCCGUACUUCGCGGCAGUUAUCGUUCCGCUCGCUGUCGUGUACUUUUUCAUCCAACGUUUCUAUAUUGCCACCAGUCGACAACUGAAACGGCUGGAUAACGCGUCGCGAUCACCGAUUUUCUCGCAUUUAGAAGAAUCCCUUGCCGGCACAACAAUGAUCAUCGCCACCCGUCAAACGGAACGUUUUAUGCACGAAAACGACGAGCACGUGGAUAAUAACAACAAAGCAGCUUACGCCAACUUGUAUUCGCAAAGAUGGGUGGCGGUCAUGUUGGAUUUUAUGGGCAACCUGAUCACGUUGUUCGCCGCCAUCUUCGUCGUAGUUGGCCGCGGCAAUAAUUGGGUUGCACCGAAGAACACCGGGAUAAUUUUAAGUUACACGUUAUCGGUGACAUCGCUGUUGAACUGGUUAGUGCGAAUGACCAGCGAAGUGGAGAAUUACCUGGUAUCUGUUGAGCGCGUCCAAGAGUAUACGGAGAUCGCGCAGGAAGCUGAUUGGGUGCGCCAUGAUAAACGCCCCCCGAAGAACUGGCCACACGAAGGGAAAGUGGUGUUCGACAACUACCAAGCACGUUAUCGACCGGAAUUGGAACUGGUGCUGACGGACAUCAACGCCGACAUUAGUGCCGGCGAAAAGAUUGGAAUCGUUGGACGAACCGGCGCCGGUAAAAGUUCUUUGACCUUGGCACUCUUCCGAAUUGUGGAGCCCGCGGGCGGGAGCGUUAUCAUCGACAAUAUCGACCUGGUUAGCAUGGGACUGCAUGAUGUUCGCUCACAUCUGACCAUUAUCCCACAGGAGCCGGUUUUAUUCAGUGGAACAUUGCGCAUGAAUCUUGAUCCUUUUGACAAGUACACCGACGAAGCUGUGUGGCAAGCGCUACAAGAUUCGCAACUGAAAACAUUCGUAUCAUCCUUGACCGAUCAUCUGCAGCAUGUUGUUGCGGAAGGCGGGGAAAAUCUAAGCGUUGGUCAACGACAACUACUUUGCUUAGCCCGAGCUCUCUUGAAGAAAACGAAAAUCCUUGUUAUGGACGAAGCAACGGCUGCGAUUGAUUUGCAAACAGAGGGGCUUAUUCAAAAAACUAUCCGGGAGAAAUUUGUUGACUGUACGGUGCUGACCAUCGCUCACCGGUUGAAUACCGUCAUGGACAGCACGAGGAUUAUGGUGAUGGAUCAAGGAAAGAUUGUGGAAUUCGCUCCACCCGCAGAAAUGCUGAGAGAUACCAAUUCCGGGUUUUAUUCCUUAGCCAAGCAGGCUGGUUUGGUGUAGCGUAAGCGGAAGGAAUGCUUUGGUGCAUGUCAGAAAAUUCUGGGUCCUGUAGACUGAACUGGAUAACCAUGAACAUCCAACGGCAAGGAACAGGACUGCACGGCUCCGUGUAUGGAGCAUUCUAGAGACGGGUAACAAGCGCCACAAGUUACGCUACCUGCAAUGCAGAAUACAGAUUCUCACUUCGUAAUUUCCUUUAAGCAGAGGUUGGUUUUCCAAAUCUUUAAACGAAUCUCACUGUGCUAAAUAUCUAUCUAUCUGACCACCGUAUUUGACCGGUCUCUACAUUCUGUCAUUCGGUACUGAGCCAGCAACGUAAUCGAUUGACCCUGUAUACGGCCAGUGCAUGCCGGAUCGAUUGGGUCGCUUGAUGAUCGGACAGCUGUCAUGCAUUCGGAAUGCGAUGCCCGUUCUUAUUGUUAACCGUUCUAACACUAGUGUGGUAGUGCAAAUGAGAAAUAAAAACAAAAAUGUAUGAAAUUCGCGUGAAACGAAAUUAAUGUAAUGGUUAAAGUUCGGUUUGGGGAAGGUCGAUGGUGUUCCAUUAACAGCCUGAAUGCGGAACAUCGCAAAAAAUAAGAUAAAUGAGUAAGAUUCUGUCUGUUGAGAAUCUGUUUAUUAUUGGCUACACGGAUAGCCACUCCUCCUAUCGGCCGGCCACCGGUCAUCGGUGGCGCAUAUUAAAGCGCGACAUACCGGCA